AUGGAUGGUAUCUUCAACAAAGUUAUUGCUUCAAUCUUUUUGGCUAUGAUUACAGAAUCUUAUUCCCCUACUGGCGCACUUAUAAUAGUACCAAUUAUUAUCCUAUUAUUAUACCGGAAAUUCAUAACUCGACACUCGAGUCUCGAAGAUACCUACGACGGUGCCUGGAGCGAUUUAGAGACUACACGGUCGGGUGGUUCUAGCUUCCAACCUCAAUAUGGCACACUCCAUCUCAACAACCAGAAGCUUUAUGAGCCAGAGGUCGAGCCGCUACGAAUUAUCAAACGUAGCCAAACCGUUACCAGUCGCAUUUCGAGCUCAAGAUUUGGAGGCGCAGAUGAAUGGGGAAUGGCUGGGUCCCCGUUCGAUGAUGAGGGUGAGGGAAGCCCGCCGGUGGCAGCGGACAGACCUUUAGUGUCUUUGACUAUACACAAAAUAAGAAGGGGUAAGGGUAGAGGCAGCAUUCUGGAUGAUAGCGAUUUAUCCAUCAAGAUUGUGGACAUUGUGAAGCAAGAUCAUCCUGACUAUUCGAAAGACGAUUUUGAACUUACGCCAAAAGCAUCUGAAGCGCAGAGGAAAAUAAGCACAGGAAACUUCUUAAGGACAGAAUUGCAUUCUCUGAGUUCAGAAAAAGAUGUUGAAUCUGCAGAUAUUCGAAAAUUAGCUGGCUCUCCUGUGGUACCCCAAAGAAAGAAAUCCAAAUCCAAGUAUUCUUUGUUGAGGGCAUUUGGUGGUCGACGGAUUGAGGAUCUGGAUUCUAAUCCUACUCUUGAUCGGAGUCAUUUUUCGACUUCGACGAAAUCACAUAGUACUCUUCUUCGCAAGCUUUCUCGUAGAAAAUCUUCAGCUUCUACCAUUCAAUCGAUGGCUUCUUUGAGUGUUAGGACCGUCGAACUCGCUAAUCCAUUUGAUACAAUUGAUAAUCAGAAUAUCAAUGAUUCCAGAACCAAUUCAAGAAUAUCGUCCUACUACGAUGGCACCAUCAUAAUGUCAAACCCACCUACACCUACACCCACACCAACGCUGGUACCAACAAUCAGCUCUUCUAGAGAAGACAAUUUCGUUCUGUGCCCGCAAAUUUCUGUCACUCCGGAGAGUGCUAGUGUGAAUGCGGGUGUUUGUACAUUAUGGGCUGCUGUUGAGAUCACCGGCGUACUUAGGAAAGCUGAUGGCACAUCGACAUUAGAUGAUGCCGGUCGCACUUAUAGUACAAAAGAUCUUACUUCACGAUAUUUAGACCUCAGAAGUUAUGGCAGCCUCCACAACAUUGCUGUUGAAUUCCAACCUGGGCCAGAUUGUAUCAUAGUUGACCAGCCGGCAGACACCUUUCAAGCUAAGACUAUUCGGACACUCGGCUUUCUUAAACUUAAGAUCGCAAGCUGCCGAGGAGAGUUCAGGCUCUUACCACAACACACUUUGCUAGAAACUAAAGCCACAGCAUCUAUUAAGCGCCACAAUCCAGCGUCUGCUUGGUCACCUAGAAGCUCUGGGACUUUAAAUUCGGCAGUAGGAGCUAGUGUGCUUACGAAGAUUAUCGAAAAGCACUUUUCGGCCGAGAAAUCGAAAGAAGCACUUCAGAGCUCGCGGAAGAUAGAACAACAAUUCCAUAUCCUCGAAGAACCUACGGAUAUUUGUCGGAUAAGGAAAAUCGGAAAUCUACAGCGAGCUCAUUGUCAUGUGUAG
Botrytis sinoallii is the source of this 1683-nucleotide messenger RNA. RefSeq lists its product as uncharacterized. The record is from RefSeq and is a predicted model, not a curated record. The coding region runs from base 1 to 1683 and encodes 560 amino acids. Lineage: Eukaryota; Fungi; Ascomycota; Leotiomycetes; Helotiales; Sclerotiniaceae. The transcript has 6 exons.